Psammomys obesus (fat sand rat) is the source of this 1933-nucleotide messenger RNA. RefSeq names its product fibroblast growth factor 10 (gene Fgf10). The record is from RefSeq and is a predicted model, not a curated record. Bases 288 to 935 code for a protein of 215 amino acids. Gene Ontology annotation, biological process: positive regulation of epithelial cell migration; cell differentiation; positive regulation of canonical Wnt signaling pathway. Gene Ontology annotation, cellular component: cytoplasm. Gene Ontology annotation, molecular function: chemoattractant activity; type 2 fibroblast growth factor receptor binding; growth factor activity. The transcript has 3 exons. NCBI's taxonomy places the organism in Eukaryota, Metazoa, Chordata, Mammalia, Rodentia, Muridae.
UGACCGACACCACCAGUUCCUACUGCUGUGGCCACCCACGUCCACUGUUCACCCGGAGACUGGAGAGACGGACGCAGGCGUUGGACCAGAGCACGGAGCGAGGACAGGCAGCCGGCCCUUCCAAGGAGUUAUGGAUGUUGGUGCACCCGCUUCUGGCCAGAUCCGUACCCAGAGGGAGCUAACGGAUAGCCACCACCUCCAGCUGUCUGCUCGCCUCGCACCAGCUCUUACCCUUCCAGUAUGUUCCUUCUGAUGAGACAAUUUCCAGCGCCGAGAGUUUCAGUACAAUGUGGAAAUGGAUACUGACACAUUGUGCCUCAGCCUUUCCCCACCUGCCCGGCUGCUGUUGCUGCUUCUUGUUGCUCUUCUUGGUGUCUUCCAUCCCUGUCACCUGCCAAGCUCCUGGUCAGGACAUGGUGUCACUGGAGGCCACCAACUCCUCUUCCUCCUCCUCUUCUUCCUCCUCCUCCUCCUCCUUCUCCUCUCCUUCCAGUGUGGGAAGGCAUGUGCGGAGCUACAAUCACCUCCAAGGAGAUGUCCGCUGGAGAAAGCUGUUCUCCUUCACCAAGUACUUUCUCAAGAUUGAAAAGAACGGCAAGGUCAGCGGUACCAAGAAGGAAAACUGUCCGUACAGUAUCCUAGAGAUAACAUCAGUGGAAAUUGGAGUUGUUGCCGUCAAAGCCAUUAACAGUAACUAUUACUUAGCCAUGAAUAAGAAGGGGAAACUCUACGGCUCAAAAGAGUUUAACAAUGACUGCAAGCUGAAAGAGAGGAUAGAGGAAAAUGGCUACAACACCUAUGCGUCCUUUAACUGGCAGCACAAUGGCAGGCAGAUGUAUGUGGCGCUGAACGGAAAAGGGGCUCCCAGGAGAGGACAGAAAACUAGAAGGAAAAACACCUCUGCUCACUUCCUCCCAAUGGUGGUACACUCCUAAAAGAAGGCGCUGGUGGUGGAUGCAGCACAACAAACACUCUUUGGCAAGGAGGAGUUGGUGUCCUCACUGAAGACCAUAGUGCAAAUGGCAAAGGCAUACCACAGAGUUCAUCUUGUUUAAAGGAAGGAAAGCUUUGGAUGUUUUUUUAUUCACUGCUGACAUAUGAAAUUCUUUUCACUAGCUCUGUGUCAUGCCUUAUAACCAAGUUAGAAGCAAAUCAAAUGGGAUGAAAAUUAUCCUCAAGGGAACAACCUUGUGCCUGGGUUGGUUUUUCGUUUGUUUGUUUGUUUUGUUUUGUUUUCUUAAGUUUUUGUUUUUGAACUUCUGAGAUAGGACUGAAAGGACAUGAGACACUCUGUUGAACGAUCUUUGGGAAGUUAUUUAUGGAAUAUGAACACAUAUUAAAGACUUCAAUGAGCAGUAAACACGCAAGCAUUUACUGGAAACUUGGGUCGCAUCAUACGCGCAACCAAAGGAGCUUUGGGUGUGGCACCGUGGAAGAAUUGGGUCAGAUUUACAAAUAUAAACACAUUAGUGUGAACUGUUCUAACAAUACAAAUAGUAUGGUCAUGCUUGUGCAUCCUGCAUCCAGCCUUUUCUAUUUCUUUCUAAGUUAUUUAUUUAAUAGGAUGUUAAAUAUCUUUUGGGGUUUUAAAGAGUAUCCCUCAGCACUGCCCUCUGAUUUACCUUCUCAUUUUUUUUUUUUUUUUGGCACCAUACGCACGUUCAUGACAAACUGUUUUAAGAACUUGGCAAACACUUCAGAAAUAGGAGAUGAGAUCGAGGAAGCAGUAUGAGUGCCCCAUGUGCUCUCUGUUGACUUAAUUUACACUUCUGCAAUAAGAACCAUCAGUGAUGACUGUGGCAAAGGUCUGCUAGCGCUUGAGUAGCAGAUAACCGCCAUCAUUUGCCAACACCUAUUAGUCCUGAGGCUUCCGUACCUAGAAUAUAGAAGGGCAAAUCCUCUGUCAUUGCCUCAUUGCAUCUCCAAGAAGAUA